Molecule: messenger RNA, 2656 nt
Organism: Paramormyrops kingsleyae
Lineage: Eukaryota; Metazoa; Chordata; Actinopteri; Osteoglossiformes; Mormyridae
Product: tubulin beta chain-like
Biological process (GO): microtubule-based process
Cellular component (GO): microtubule
Molecular function (GO): GTP binding; GTPase activity; structural constituent of cytoskeleton
Source: RefSeq, a predicted model, not a curated record
AUUAAAGGGUAUCUUGUGCAGCGUAGGCAUUGCUUGUGGAGUGACGAACAGUACUUUCGUAUCUCAGACAAAACUUUAUCUUUAUAUAUUUACUAUAACUUUUACAUAGGCAGACAAGAUGAGGGAAAUCGUGCAUAUUCAAGCUGGUCAGUGUGGUAAUCAAAUUGGGGCUAAGUUCUGGGAAGUGAUCAGCGAUGAGCAUGGAAUUGACCCCACCGGCACGUACCACGGUGACAGCGACCUGCAGCUGGACAGGAUCAGUGUCUAUUACAAUGAGGCCACAGGUGGCAAGUAUGUGCCCAGAGCCAUCCUGGUGGACCUGGAACCUGGCACCAUGGACUCUGUGAGAUCUGGACCCUUUGGACAGAUCUUCAGGCCCGAUAACUUUGUGUUUGGCCAGAGUGGAGCUGGAAACAACUGGGCCAAGGGUCACUACACAGAAGGGGCGGAGCUGGUGGACUCGGUGCUGGACGUGGUGAGGAAGGAGUCGGAGAGCUGCGACUGCCUGCAGGGCUUCCAGCUGACGCACUCGCUGGGCGGGGGCACCGGCUCGGGCAUGGGCACCCUGCUCAUCAGCAAGAUCCGUGAGGAGUACCCCGACCGCAUCAUGAACACCUUCAGCGUGGUGCCCUCCCCCAAGGUCUCCGACACCGUGGUGGAGCCCUACAACGCCACGCUCUCCGUGCACCAGCUGGUGGAGAACACGGACGAGACCUACUGUAUCGACAAUGAGGCGCUCUACGACAUCUGCUUCCGCACGCUGAAGCUGACCACGCCCACCUAUGGGGAUCUGAAUCACCUGGUGUCGGCCACCAUGAGUGGCGUCACCACCUGCCUGCGCUUCCCCGGCCAGCUCAAUGCCGAUCUCCGCAAGCUGGCCGUCAACAUGGUUCCCUUCCCCCGUCUUCACUUCUUCAUGCCUGGGUUUGCCCCCCUCACCAGCAGAGGGAGCCAGCAGUACCGCGCCCUCACAGUGCCUGAGCUCACUCAGCAAGUGUUUGAUGCUAAGAACAUGAUGGCGGCCUGCGACCCGCGUCACGGCCGCUACCUGACGGUGGCCGCCGUCUUCCGCGGCCGCAUGUCCAUGAAGGAGGUGGACGAGCAGAUGCUGAACGUGCAGAACAAGAACAGCAGCUACUUCGUGGAAUGGAUCCCCAACAACGUUAAAACAGCCGUUUGUGACAUUCCUCCCAGAGGGCUCAAGAUGGCCGUCACCUUCAUCGGCAACAGCACGGCCAUCCAGGAGCUCUUCAAGCGCAUCUCCGAGCAGUUUACCGCCAUGUUCCGCCGCAAGGCCUUCUUGCACUGGUACACCGGCGAGGGCAUGGAUGAGAUGGAGUUCACCGAGGCCGAAAGCAACAUGAACGACCUGGUGUCUGAGUACCAGCAGUAUCAGGACGCCACCGCGGAGGAGGAGGGCGAGUUUGAGGAGGAGGCAGAAGAUGAGGCAUAAAUAAGAAACGAGAGGGAUUUUUUGGGGGGUGGGGGUGGGCUGGGGGGGUUAAAGGUGUGACCAGAGGAAGGAGGCUGAAUGUAAUACCAGGAGAGUGCCAAGAUGUCAGCCAACCAAUCGGGAACCAGUACUCAAAUUCUACAUGGACACACCUACCUAGAAGUAGCUUAAUGAAAAGAAACCAGAGGAUGAAUGGAAUAAGGUGUGUAGAACGUAAGGGACAGGGUUCCUGUUUCUCUAGGUGGGUUACAAAGCAUUCCAGAAUAAAAUGAUGGGGAAAAUAACCCAAAGCAAAACUAUGAAAAGCACAGUAAGUUUCUGCACAGCUGAGGUAAAGACCCCAAAGCACUGAGCACGGGCUGGAUAUGAGGUGAAACGUGCCAACACAUAAAUCCGGCCACAAACCAAUCGGAAGGAAGCAGGAAUGUGUGAGAGUACAGCGUGAAGGGCCAGAAGGAAAGCUGAUCAGUCUGUUUUACUUUAGUUUCCAUUGGUAUCUUCAAUUUUAAAAUGGUUUUGUUAACAGUUGUUAUGCUAAUUCAACUUCAAGGUGCAAAGUACGGUUGUGAGGUAGUAUCCUGUUACCACCCGCUGUAGCAGGAUUAGUAAGUUCCAGAAUGUAGAAACUUUCAGAUGCAUAAACAGGCAAGGGAUGCGCUGCGAGGCGUAAAAAGAGUGUAAAUACCAGCAGCGGGAGCGCUGAACAAGGGAGGGAGGAGCAAGCCGGGUGCUGCGGCAGCUCAGGUGGCCCUCGUCCGGACGCCAGCCACCGUCUCGGCGGGGCUGUUAUGAGAGCCGCACAGAGGAUGUGAUGCCUGCAUUUAUGGCACGCAUGGCCAUCGACCGCAGUCAGGAGGCCGUGCUUGGAUUCACACUCGCAGCGGAGAUCUUUAGGCCUUGGCAUGAGUGCUUGGCUCAUUUGAUCAUGUUUUUAAUGCAUUGUUGGUGGGUCACUAGGGUUGUAGGGUCUGUGCAGCACAACCUGCUGUUUAGAUCUCUUACACAUUGGUGAUCGUCGCCAUGCACGCCCCCACAAGCCCAAUGUUUAUGUGUUGAGCCGUUUUGUCCUAUCAGAACCUCCUGUUGGAUUUUUAAUUAUUGCAAUAUUAUUUUGCUUAAUACUUUUUUUAAAAAAAAGAUGCUUUGUGAUGGAAAAGAUUGAACCUCUGAGAUGAAAUAAAAGGCAUUUUUGUAAAAAUCGAA